Molecule: messenger RNA, 3071 nt
Organism: Rhopilema esculentum
Lineage: Eukaryota; Metazoa; Cnidaria; Scyphozoa; Rhizostomeae; Rhizostomatidae
Source: RefSeq, a predicted model, not a curated record
GGGCGAUGGCGGGCGCAACGCUACUGCUUCUUUCUUUGUAUGCAGAUCGUUUCCAAAAACGGCUAGUGCUAGAUGAGAAGACGAUCGGGCUCUGUCAAUUAUCUGAAGCAUAUCCUCAUUAUAGACUUUGGCACAAUCUGGGUUAUCUAAAAGUGUCCGAUGGCAGAAUCGCUUGUUUUAACGGUGUCUUUAGACCUAAAAGAUCAUUUAUUUACUUAUAAUUUGUUUGCUUAUUUUGUGAAAUAGAGGCAAUCGCUUUCCAAUGAUAGAUACUGUACAUGCAAACAGAUGGAAGGGAAAUUCAUAGCGAGAAAAUUGCCUACGUUUUUGAAUAUAGCAAAAGAAAGGUUCUGUAUGAAAAAAAUUUGCUGUUAUCAAUGGGAAAUCUAAUCAGCAUGUCAUUUUUUAUUUCUGACUUUGUAACAAGAAUGUCCAAAGAAUGCGGUUGAUAUUACAACAACACUGGCAGAAACAGCCUUUAGAAGAUUUUUCAGACUAACUGCCAAAAUAAUAUUAUUACAACAAGCAACCGUGCCAACAGGAAAGAAAUAAAAUCGCAUGCUAGAAGACUAUGAAUACACUUCAAGCAAAGACAACUUUUUCAAAAAGGUUAUGCAGAAUUUAUUGCAAACGAGAAACUUUAUACUUUCUAGAGGCACACCAGUUUGAUAAGCUUAGCCUUCUCAAGCUCAAGAUACCAUCUCCUGGCUUUGAAAGAUCUCCUUGAGAAAGAGUGUUUGCUGAGUUUAAUGACACAGCUGUCCAAGAUGUAUAUGUGAUCUAGAAUUUCAAUAGUAAAAAGGAAGGCGGUUGCUUUUAAUGUGAAAGAAGUUGCGAACUUAUCCAAGGAACAAUAGAAAGCCUUUCUUAGGAACAAAAUUAUCACAAAGAGUACAAUAUAAGCUAAAAUAAAAGUAUAUGUUAUGUUCUGACCAAUACAUCUCUGAAUAAAUCUCUGGAUAUUGUAAAUUUUUAAUCAAAAUCAUUGCUCAAAAGACGCUUGGACAGGUGCACAUUACGUUUUGAUUUUAUAGCAACAUUGAAUCAAAUCCUUUCUGACAUAGCUUCAAAAUACAAUUUGCGGUGUGGUUCGUCUUUAGAUGUCAUGAAAGUAAUUCAAAACUGGUAUUAUUUCUAACAGCAUUAAUAUUUAUGAAUCCUUCCUGAGAUAUUAGUCAUUUUUGUGUCAAAGCAAUACACACAGGAAAUUGACAAUUGGAAUUAAAUCUUCAUCAAUAUAAAACUGUCGCAUAAUUUUCUUGCCAGUGUAAAAAACACGAUGCGCACUUGCAAAUUCCUAUGCUUACUGCAGGCGUUGGCAAACUUCUGCCUUGCAAUCGAAAUGUUUGCAUCAAGUUACACAUUGAUCAUCGGAGAGGAAAGCGACAUUCUUCUUGAGGCUGGAUGUUCUACAAUUUUCCAUAUAUGCAGCAUGGAUGAAACUUGCACUCAUGUGAUAAGAUACAGAACUACAAAGGAAUAUAAGAUGGCAAAGGAUAAAACGGAGAUCGAAAACUUGAAAGAAGAAGCGGUGGUUUGGGAGAAGGUUGCAAUUAAAAAACAGCCAAUCAAAACUGAGAUGUCAUCCUGCAAAACGCUGAAACAAAAUGGCCGCACAAGUGGACUCUACGACAUCCAGUUGCCAAGCGGAAUCCACCAGGUGUACUGCGACAUGGAUACAAAUGGUGGUGGAUACACAUUUCUUUCAAAUGACAGUGUGUCAAGAAUCAACCAAUCAGAUAUCGACUUCCUACUGACUGACAACCAAGAUGUUCUUCUGCGCAUUUUGAAGUCGAAUGGCUCACAACCUUAUACAGUGAUACAGCAAUACAAUGAUACAGGGGGACUCUCCGUCCAGUAUAGCAAUUAUGUUAACUACACCAAACCAAAUAACGAUGCAAUGAGUGCCUACAUUUUUGUUGGUACCUUACCAGCAUCUUUUGCCAGAAAUAACGAUAAUCAAGGAUUCAUCUCAAAUGACAUUCCGUUGUACUUUCAGAAUUGUGCCAAAAAUCCCAACAAUUACUUUGCAUUCUUUUCCAAACGUAGGCAAGUAUCACUGAGAAGCAGGGCAGGAAGUUUAGGGGUUCGUUGGAGAGAGACAGCACUUCAAGAUGCACAAGAAAACAUGUCACCAGACUUUUUUCUGUUUACUGAAAUACACUACGGAGGUUGUGGAUUGUACAGUGAAAGUGUCAUGUGGGCAGACACAAGCGCUCCUGCCAUAGGUACUGCUCUAGGCAUACGCUGAUAAGAAGCAACGAUAUACCAAAAGGUAGAGCAAAAUUUCAGAUCAAAAAAAAGAGGCACUAACUGCAUCUAGUUGAGCCCUGUUAGCCAAACCCUUUCAUUUUUCAUUUCAUUUAUUUUAUAUUUAUAACCAGUCUGACAUGUUAGGCUUUUAGCCGUAAACUGCAAGAUUAAGAAUAACAAUACAUAAAACAGUAUAAAGGAAAAUUUUUAAGAGCCAAUUGAUUGAUACAAAGUAUAUUUCUUAAACAUAAUGUGACAUUUCUAGCUACAUCAUAUGGCUGUAAAGAAAUUGUUGCACAUUACAAAUUUUACGAUUUCAUAACCUGUGAAUGAUAUUGCUUCAACACAAUUCUUUGAUUUUACAAGUUGCCUCUUUAAUGGAAAUUUCUUGAUUCAAAAUACUUGAGCUCUUGAUUGCUGGAUCUGUGGUCGUAACACACCAGCCAUCUGCCGGAGGACUGGUCUGGGCCUGACUGAGCCAUUGAGAGGAUCUUGGGACAGGGUGAGAUGGAGGAUGGAUGUCCAUAAGUUGGUGCCACCCACCUCUCCGGCUCUCCGGCGUCCCUGUUAUCACACAGGUUUGGGGACCCUUGAACUCGUUUAUUACACCUAAAAUGCCAGCUUCAAAGUUGAAUAACAAAGACAAUUUUUUUUCUUGAAGCCCAUAAAAUCUCGGAAUAGUUUUUGAACUCAAGUUAACUUUAGUUCGUAACGCCACUGGUACUGACACAGCACCCUUUCAAUUCUCACUUCUAGGUCAAGACGAUUACAAUUACAUUGCAAUUAAUGAAGGCACAUUAAUUUUUAAGGACAUAAAU